Triticum aestivum (bread wheat) is the source of this 1702-nucleotide messenger RNA. RefSeq lists its product as uncharacterized. The record is from RefSeq and is a predicted model, not a curated record. The coding region runs from base 215 to 1390 and encodes 391 amino acids. The transcript is spliced from 2 exons. NCBI's taxonomy places the organism in Eukaryota, Viridiplantae, Streptophyta, Magnoliopsida, Poales, Poaceae.
ACAAAACUCACAGUUAGACCUAAAUAUUCUCUGAUGUGUUAUUCAGUUACGGUGUACACGCAUUUGUUUCUCAGAGGGAAAAGCGAACACCCUAUAAGUGGAACCUAGGCCUGCCGUUGGAGCAGAUCCUAGAUAUGAGGAGAUCAUGUACAACAGAAUAUGACCACGUUAACAUUCACCUCCAGUACCGCACGCAGCGUCGCACUCGGUGAAGAUGCGGCGGCGAGGAAUGGGUUCGUUGGGGAAGUCGGGGAAGCGCCGGACAAGGUGCUUGCCUGCGGCCACCGCCCUCGCCUCCACAAUCACCACGUCCUCGUCGUCAUCCUCCACAAACCCCGAAGAAACCACCUCGCCAUCGCCCUACUUCCUACCGGAGCUGAUCCCGUUGAUCGCAAGCCGCUUGACGACCCUCGAGGACAUCUUCGCCCUCCGCGCUGCCUGCCGCGCCUACCGGGCUCGCCUCCCGCUGUCUUCCUCAACCCUCGCCUCGCAGGGUCCGCUACUCCUCGUCCAGCACAAGACGUCUGCCGCGCUCUUCCACGUCCCCCUCCGCCGCAUCCUGCGCUUCCGCCUCCCACGCGCCCGCCUAGCCCAUGGAAUAAGACCCACCUGCUUCGGCCGGCUCUUCACCCCCCAAGUCCGCAGCCUCACCUGCUUCCACUCCUUCGGCUGUCGCGUCGCCAUACAAGGCAUGAGCGCCGGCGCCAGCCGCCCCGAGCUCCGCAUCCGCCACCUCCUCACAGGUGAGCGAGCCCGCCUGCCUGAUCCCCCGAAAUGCGUUGGAGGUAUUCUCUUUUCCAAUGACCUAAUCCUUGCCUUCACGCCAUGGCACCGCGACAUCUACUACUGCCGCAUUGGGGAUGCUCAGUGGCAAGCGGCGCGGUGCGAUGAGGGCUACAACCUUCACAGUCUGAUGUUCGUGAAAGACACCCUCUAUGCGUUGAUUUAUCCAAAUUAUCGUCUUGCUGUUGUCGAUCUUGACAACAAUUCCGUGGUAUUGUCGUUUCUUGGGGAUGAACUCAGCGCACAUACAGUACCAGAUGGUAAUUUGGCGGACUGGCUCGCAGAGUGUCAUGGUGAGCUAUUGCUAAUUAUCAGAAGGAGGCUGUACCGUGUGUUCCAGUGGCAAUCUAAGGAGAGGAAGUGGGCGAGGACACAUAGCCUUGGUGGUUGUAGCUUGUUCUUUAAUAUGCAUGAGUUUGCUGGUUGCCUUGGUCCAGAUCAUCCGGGAGUUCGAAGAGACUGCUUGUACUUUACUGGAAGCUUUGGGAACUGGAGCGAGUAUUCUUUGGUUGAUAGAUCUUUGAAUGAAAUUGUUGCCGAGUACCCAGGGCAAUCAGUAUCGAAGGAUUUUGUAUCACUGGCUUGGGUCCUUCCAAGCAUUUGUUGACGCAGUACAAUGCGUAUAAGAACUGCCCAGAAGUUCUCAAGAAGAGAAAUUAACCUCGGAAGCAAACGGUGCUUCGUGGCCAAGUUGUUGUUGGUAGUGGCGACAGAAAUCUUGAACAAGUGAUGAUGGAUGUGGGGUGCCUGAUUCAGUAUGCUUCGCGGUCUGUAGCGAGACGAAGAGAACCAUGGCUCGUUUGGUGGGCUCGUAGUCGUUUGCUCUCAUUUUUCUGUACACUCACGUUGUGUGUGUAAACAAAUAAAUCUUGUGUGUUGAUCAGCUUCUAUGUCAUAUAUUCCAGAGUCGUCAAGCAGA